UCAUUCCAAACUGUGCGAGCGUGCCAGUAGGACACAUCAUACAACUUCUACCACUACAAAAACCCAGCUCAAGAUGGUUAAUGAAAGCAGAUCUCUGACUGAGGCUCUGCAGUCCGCCGAGGCUGAGGGUCGCGUCACCGUCGGCGUCUACGAGUGCGCAAAAAUCAUGAAUGAUGAUCCUGACAGCGUGUCCUUCUGCGUCCUGGCCAUGGAUGAAGAGUUCGAGUGCGACAUCGCGCUCCAAAUCCACUUCACUCUCAUCCAGGCUUUCUGCUUCGAUAACGACAUCAGCAUCGUGAGAGUGAACGACGUGCAACGUCUGGGUGAAAUCGUCGGUGCUAAAGAUCAAACCGAGGACUGUCACUGCCUUCUUAUCACGAGUCCAGCUGAUGGUUCGUGGGAAGACCCAGCUCUGGAGAAGCUGCACAUGUUCUGCGAAGAAAGCCGCCGCUCCAACGACUGGCUUCCAGAGAUCACUCUGCCAGCUCGCUGAUCUGCUGAUGGGACUCUUCUCACACGAGAGGCUGUUAACCCUUAAUGGAAAUACAUGCAUCCUUUGAAUAAAGGAUGAUGAUGAUGAUGAUGUAUCUUCACAUCCCUGGACGCUUCUGAGGAGGCUCUAAUGCAGUCCAGGCAGCGCGGGGCAUGCAGGCCCGAAGUGGCCUUUCGCCUCACGGUUCCGUCGCUUCUCGUCCCGUCCAUGCCAAGAUGGUCCUCCUUCUUUAUGUGAACGAGGCCGGGCAUGCCACGAGAGCGACCCAGCGGCCCUCAUUCUUUGUGCGGAUGAGGUUUGGAGAGGAAGGAGAAAGCGAGUUUGUGCUCCACAGCGCAAAUUUCGCAUCGUGCGUUAGACACGCAGAGGACGCGGUGGUGCGUCGUAGCGACGUUUUUGAGAAAAAUGGACUUAACAUCAGGGACAUUUUUUCUUUAAAAAAAAAAAACGUAAUUGCCGCACAGUAUAACGUACCUUAUUGUCGGCAAUGUGCUUCUUUCCACUUUCCAGAAUUGUCUUAUUCUCUAAAGGUUUAACUUUAGAAAUAUUUAUGACAAGAAAUGAAGUCUAAAGGUUUCACUUUAGAAAAAAAAAGAAUAAAACAAUAGUAAAACUAGUUAGAGAAAAUGACCUUUCUGUAAAACUUUCACUUAACUGUGAUAAAAAAAUAAAGAAAAUAAACUCUUAAUUGGUAUAUAUCUUGGUUUCGUUUGUACAUAUUCUGCUCAUACUCAUUCUGGGAUUUCUUUUCUGUUCAAUUUAAAGUGCAAUUUAAAGACAAAUCUAGUUCUCUCAGUUGAUUAGACUGAAUAAGAUUAGGUCAAGUGACCUUAAGUGUUAAAACUGAGAUGUGACUAGCAUGGCACAAUCAGCACACAUUGGCCAAUUGAUACUGUGUUUACAUUAAUAAUCAGUGUGUACACCAAAUUUUUGCAUUUCCAUUUGAUCAUCUGACAGAUGAUAUGAUUUUUCCAAAGUAAAGUCCAAUAGAGGCAGAAUCAUUCCCAAUUGCUUAAAGAAGAGGCUGAGUUUUUCUCGACUGACAAAAAGCAAAAACUUUGGGUAUAAUGCAGUCAGUCAAGCAACAAACAAAUAGUGUAAUAGCAAUAAUAGUGGUAUAAACAAACACAGUAUACACUGCUUUGCAUUCAAGGUAGUCACAUGAGAAAAGAACACACCAAGGUAUAAAGAGAACAUGUCUGUAUAGACCUAUAAGCAUCCACACUACACUCAAGCAGAGAGCGCUGAGGGAGUUGCAGUGUUCAAGUAUUUUCUGAAAAAUCUGUAUCUUGAAGAGUUCUUAAACAUUGUGAGAGAAAAUGUCCAAAACUGUUAUUUUCCCUUACUAUCGCCAGUUCAGAUCUAUAAGUAUCUGAAAAGACAGAUGCAGAACCUUGUCUGGUUAGCUUGGUUUAAGUAAAAGGAUCAGAAAGACGUAUAAAAGCACUGAGUGUGUCUGGUUCUGUGUGAGCUGCUAUGCAGAAGGCCUGUUAAAAGCAUUUUACUGUCACAAAAAGUGCUUGUUUUUAGUCAUUCAAAAUCACUAUAAGUUUUAAUCAAGAAGGUGUUUAAUCAAGAAGGUGGCAACUAUCUGCUGCCCUGUGCUGGAUAAAACCUUGUCUUGGUCAGAAAAGUGAGAGGCUAGUGGAAAGGCUCAUGUUUCACUCCGCACUUUUAUAGUGUAACAUUAGCUUCAACAUUUUGCAUAGUUUACC
This is a messenger RNA of Pangasianodon hypophthalmus (striped catfish), 2208 nucleotides long. RefSeq names its product growth arrest and DNA damage-inducible protein GADD45 gamma-like. NCBI's taxonomy places the organism in Eukaryota, Metazoa, Chordata, Actinopteri, Siluriformes, Pangasiidae. The record is from RefSeq and is a predicted model, not a curated record. Gene Ontology annotation, cellular component: cytoplasm; nucleus. Bases 74 to 493 code for a protein of 139 amino acids. Gene Ontology annotation, biological process: regulation of cell cycle. The transcript is spliced from 3 exons.